Drosophila takahashii is the source of this 520-nucleotide messenger RNA. RefSeq lists its product as uncharacterized. The record is from RefSeq and is a predicted model, not a curated record. NCBI's taxonomy places the organism in Eukaryota, Metazoa, Arthropoda, Insecta, Diptera, Drosophilidae.
UUCACUUUGACUUAUUCAUUUUGAUACUUUGGAUAUCAAACACAGAGCACUUUUUACGUUCUAGCUACUUUUAAAACAAAGAAAUUUCUGCCAAAUUAACCGUCACUUGCGGUCUUAGCGAUUCCAACGACAAUGGGUCUGAAACGCUUUGUUUCCUCUCUGCUGCGCAAGUCGCCGAUCUGCCCGUCGGAGCCCGGAAAGUUGGCUACCGGAUGCCCAGCCGUUUUCGCCGAGGACGGUAUGUGGAGUGCCAAGUUUACCGCCCGAAGGGACCCGGAGAAGAUUCAAGUACAGGUUUUCAAGCAACCAUCGUCUGGCCGCAAGGACGCCGAACUGACACCCUCAUUUAGACUCUCACGCAAACGUUCUUGGCUGCAGAGGCGCAUUGAUUCCUCGUAGACCGCGUGGUCAAAUCUACAAAAUGCCAAAUCUGCCAUACCAAUUUUAGUCCGCUGGAUUAGCGCAGUUGUGCUGUCUCACGCUCUGGUGUGCAAAGUAAAUGAUUUAAUAUUAUAAUCUA